AUGACAUUGUAUCUGCCUACUGCUCCCAAGGAUAAUCUGUUGCACAGAAGUCAGUAUACUGUCAUCCACGACAAUCAAGACUUGCACAGCUUAGAGUGUGAACUGGAGACUGCACUGGAAACUGGUUACCUACUCAUUGUCAUCGAGCCCAUGGGUCUAGGGGAUCGUGCUAUUCGCUGGAUACGAGUGGGCAAUUUCCUUCACAAGUGUGCAGUGCUGUCGUCAGUAGGAGUGUUGGGGGUGGGUCCAUUCCUCUCCCCGAAAUUGUCUCUGUACAGUGUGGUACCAGUGGGUGUGUUUGGAGUGCUCUGUGCCUGUGUCUAUGAUCUGUCCUGGCAGUACGACCCUUGCUGCAAGUACCAAGUGGACUAUCAUGGACAAGAGCUGACAACGGUGCCCAGUCAGGAGCUGGAGUCAACAUCAGCUGUGGUCCUCGUGCAGAGGAACGACAAGUAUCGAAGGAUCCUACACAACACUCUAGCUGUUAUUGUAACUGGAGUUAUCUGUUAUAAAGUGUUCAAGUACUUUUAUUAG
Messenger RNA from Halichondria panicea, 534 nucleotides. RefSeq names its product transmembrane protein 11, mitochondrial-like. Gene Ontology annotation, cellular component: mitochondrial inner membrane. The record is from RefSeq and is a predicted model, not a curated record. The transcript has a single exon. Lineage: Eukaryota; Metazoa; Porifera; Demospongiae; Suberitida; Halichondriidae. The coding region runs from base 1 to 534 and encodes 177 amino acids. Gene Ontology annotation, biological process: inner mitochondrial membrane organization.